CAACACAUCCUCAUCCUACCGGGGAACCCGCAUGAAUGGAUGGAUCAGCCUGCCCGCCAAAUCACGUCGCACUGCUGCUUGUUUUCUUCAAUUACUGAAAACAAUCCUACACCUCUUUUCCUUCCCCUUACUGCCUCAGACCUCCGACCUUAGAUCUCAAUUCAAGGUAAUUCGACUUCGAUAGACGUGCUUGCCUCUUGGCCUCACCAACACCCGCCAACAAUGAACCGCACCGCUCGCUGACAACAUGCUCCUCCUACAUCAAGUAGGCAGCGUCAAGAUUGGCGAGGUUGUGCGUUAUACCGUCUCCUACACACCCUCGCGUGAUCGCAUCCUUCCAUCGCCCGACGUCCUCCAUCUCCGUGUUCGGAAUACCUCGCCACUGCCUCUGCGCGCCGCUUUCGUCCAUGGUCCCUAUACUUUGAGCGUGUCCGCCUACCCUUCUCACUAUGAUCCGAAUACCAAGUUCGAGAACCCCCGUCGCUAUGGCAUCCCCGAGUUUGAGCCCAUGCUCAAGGCUGCCGGUACCUGGUCCUGCCAGUUGACUGUGCCCGACAACAUCCACCAGCAUGCCGGAAUGGGUGCAGCUAGAGGUGAUUUCGCCAACAGUACAGUUGAAGGCGGCGAGGAUGGGAGUGCGAGCUGGAUCGUCGAAAUUUCUUCCCAGGUCAUCUUCUCGUCCAGCGCCAGUGUUGGUUUCGAGAUAUUGCUUGCGCGUGACGAGAAGAGUCUAAGCUUAGGCGGCACCGCCGUUGUCAAGGGCCAGACGCACAUCCAGCCGCCAGGCAAAGUCAGCGACUUUCAGCAGAGCCCCGAGUCCAAAGAGGCGCGCAGUCCAGUACAGUUGAAAGGCGUCUUUUCAAGAGCUAUAGACCUAAAGGUGGAUGAUACAGCCAGUCUAUGGAAUACGCCGAAGCUCCCUGGCUGGGAUGACUGCGAUCAUGGGAAGUCCAAGGCCCCAGGAAACAGUACUACAGUCGAAGGCUUUUCCAAUUCCACCGUGCAGGAAGCAGACUCCAAUAAAGCGCAACGACCGAAAAACGUCCAUCUCGUAGUUUUGACGCACGGAUUGCAUAGUAAUCUUGGUGCAGAUAUGUUAUACUUGAAGGAAAGUAUCGACGCGACGGCAAGGCAAGCCAAAGUCGACGCCAAGAUAAGGAAGGCUCGAGAGAAAGCUAGCCAAACUAUUGAUCAAAAUGGAUGUCAAUCGGGACCACCAGUAGACGAUGAGGACGGGAUUGAUGAUUCUGACGAAGAAGUCAUAGUUCGAGGUUUUUCUGGAAACGCUACACGCACGGAACGAGGUAUCAAGUUUCUUGGGAAGCGCUUAGCACGCUAUAUCCUUUCGAUGACCUUUCCGGAUCAACCUUUUCUUCCUGCCUCAAAAAAGGCUGCAGAUCAAAUAACUAGCGCAAAGGAUCAUCAUAGUCGGCAACCAGCUCUCACACAUAGUACUUCAACCACAAGCCGCCAUAACCAGAACGAACGAACAUUUCGAAUAACCAGUAUCAGUUUAAUUGGACACUCGCUUGGAGGCCUUGUUCAGACCUAUGCCGUUGCUUAUAUCCAGAAACACUCUCCUCAGUUCUUCGAACUCAUACGGCCCAUCAAUUUUAUCGCUCUCGCUACGCCAUUUCUCGGCCUCAGCAACGAGAAUCCCUUGUAUGUCAAGUUUGCGCUAGACUUUGGCCUGGUGGGAAGAACUGGUCAAGAUGUAGGGUUAACGUGGAGAGCACCAACUAUUGCUAGAAGUGGCUGGGGAGCAAUUGUUGGGACUCUCGGAGAGAAUGCACAUAAGAGGGUUAUGGGCGAAUCGCAACCAGAAUCAAAGCCACUACUAAGGAUACUGCCGACUGGCCCAGCACAUGUGGCACUCAAAAAGUUUCGUAAUCGAACCGUCUACUCCAAUGUAGUAAAUGAUGGUAUCGUACCUCUACGCACAAGCUGCCUGCUAUUCCUUGACUGGCAAGGUCUUGAUCGGGUCGAGAAAGCUCGACGAGAAGCCGGUCUGGUAGAAACAGUUGUCGGAUUUGGGUGGGCAGAAUUAACCGGCGCCGGUAUGUCAUCUCGGAAAGGCCUCUGGAAUCCAGAUGCAGAAGAGACAUCAUCAUUGGUAACACCCCCCUCCAACCCCGGGACCCCUCACGACAACUCCCAUGAAGUACCUCAGCCAGCUAGCAACGCUACCGUUGAUGACGAUAGACGCAGCUUGAACCUUGCACCUUCACGGAAUAUGGAAGUGGAGCUAGGUCAAACCACAACCGCCAGCAGUGACUCUCCAUUUUCCGGGUUCUUCAACCUCUUCAAGGGACAUAAUCAAUCAAAGACCCAAGCCUCAAACUCAUCAUCCUCAAGAUCUCCCAAGGAGAACAAAAUCUACAAGCGUAGUCAAACGUUGAACUUCGAUGAUGCGGCAAGCAACUCGGCAUCUUCAAGUAGAACAAAGGUUUCAUCAGGUCAGGAACUGGACGACAGCCAGAAUAACACUACAACUGCGCCACCUCGAACGAGUUUCUUUGAAUCAGCAGGUGAUCUUCUCAACCCAAAGUUACCCUCUGUAGAAUUCUUGCUAGAUCCAUCGAAGCGCCCACGCACAAUUUUCCAUGACCGAAUCUAUCAUCCGUCCGAUAUUCCCCCGCCACCACUAAAGAAACGACAAACCGGUACACUAAUGAUUCAUAGAAGGAGUACAACCCGUGGCAGUAAUCUAUCACCCAAGAGCCAAAGUACCUUGGGAAGCUCAUCGAUAGAACAUCAUAAUGCUGGCGUGAAACAUCAAGACACAACUCUAUCUACUCAUGAUUAUGAUGAUCGUCUACAUACCGACCCCGAGAGAGAACCAGACGAAGUUAUUGACAGCUCGAGUAUGAAAGUCGAAGAGAAAAUUGCUAGAGCCUACCACCGUGAUCUUAGUUGGCGCAAGGUUCUAGUCAACUUAGAACCCGAUGCGCACAAUAACAUUAUUGUGCGCCGCACUUUCGCCAAUGCUUUUGGGUGGCCUGUUGUGAAACAUUUGGUCGAUGCCCAUUUCAGUGACUCUGCUGCUGCCCGUACUCGGGAUAAUUUGGAAAGCAACGCCGAACAAGCAAAGGCGCUGGACGAGGGGCCAGAUGAGACCGGCACCGAAACGAAAGAAGGUGGUCAGCAGGACACCGCCAAGUCUCGUGAUAACAGUAGUAGUCGAUCUCAAGAUUCCACUCAGACGGUGACCGGCAAUAAAGACCCUACGUCUCAAUCUACAACCCAUCGGCGCUCUACAAGUGAAGCCCGCGAAGCCACAGAUACCGUACCAGACCUGCCAACUUCUCAGGAUAGUAAAUCGCAGACAUCGCACAGCUACAGAGGAUCACCGUCGCGGGUUCCCCUUGAGACAGUCGAUCCGGGCACCUGGAGUGAUCGCGACUUUGCUGACAGUGAAGACGAGAGUGAAUUCGAUAUGGACAUGGUUUAUGGCCGGCACGCGAAUCACAAACAGCAGCCCGAACCUAGUGAGGACAGUGAGCAAGACCAAAGUACUAGCCCCGUAUGGAACUGGACCGAAAAGAUUGUUGGCAAAGGCGCCACACAGAAAAGGAAGGAGAACGCCGGUCAAAUUUCAGCCGCUCCGACGUCACCGAAGCCUAACCCAUAAUGACGCCGCAUCAGACGUAUACAAAGCGGUAUUCAAGGCGAAGAUUUUCCCAGUUACUUGUUUUUUUCGUAAAUAGACGACAGAGUACAGUACAUAUUCCACAUCGGUUGAUAGUUCCUUAGAAAGCAUAGCGGUCAGGUUUUGGAUAGACGGCGCGCUUCACCAUGUAGAUGUGGACUUCCUCAGAGCAAUGCUACAUAUGUAUAAUUAGACCUGGUCAUAGUAUGAAAGGGUCGUUGUGCUAGAAUCUUACUAGUUACGAGCCACGAUCAAUACCCCUAAGACUAUUUGCUAUGCUUAUCUACCUCAUCAGCGUGAACAGGAUUUCCAGUGCCUGUAUCAAGUUCAAAA
Molecule: messenger RNA, 3982 nt
Organism: Xylaria bambusicola
Lineage: Eukaryota; Fungi; Ascomycota; Sordariomycetes; Xylariales; Xylariaceae
Product: putative serine esterase-domain-containing protein
Exons: 1
Coding region: 248-3631 (1127 amino acids)
Molecular function (GO): monoacylglycerol lipase activity
Source: RefSeq, a predicted model, not a curated record